Messenger RNA from Acanthopagrus latus (yellowfin seabream), 1228 nucleotides. It is a transcript of the gene asb13b, whose product is annotated as ankyrin repeat and SOCS box containing 13b. Gene Ontology annotation, molecular function: protein binding. Gene Ontology annotation, biological process: intracellular signal transduction; protein ubiquitination; positive regulation of protein catabolic process. The coding region runs from base 97 to 966 and encodes 289 amino acids. Lineage: Eukaryota; Metazoa; Chordata; Actinopteri; Spariformes; Sparidae. The transcript is spliced from 6 exons. The record is from RefSeq and is a predicted model, not a curated record.
CUUUUCAGACUUUACUCCUUUGCUUCAAAAUGAAGAAAUGAAUUAGACGUCCGGCUGAACCUACGUGUCUUACGCAGAAGAAAACGGUAACAUGAAAUGGAGAUCACUCGGACCAGACCGUCCUUGUAUGGAGAAAUCGCUCAUGGUCUUGGAUUCUGGACAGACCGGUCAGCAGUGCAUGAGGCAGCUGCACAGGGCAGGGCCCUGCAGCUGCAGCAGCUGAUAGAGGGAGGCGCAGCAGUUAACAUCGUAGCAGUCGACUCCAUCACCCCUCUGCAUGAAGCGUGUAUACAGGGACAGACCCAGUGUGUCAGGCUGCUGCUGGACGCUGGUGCACAGGUGGAUGCUCGUAACAUCGAUGGCAGCACUCCGUUGUGUGAUGCCUGUGCUGCUGGUAGUCUGGAGUGUGUGAAGCUGCUGCUGGAGUAUGGAGCAACUGUAAAUCCACCCCUGUUUACCUUCUCGCCUCUUCAUGAGGCUUGCAUGGGAGGUAAUUCAGAUUGUGUUCAGCUCAUGAUUAAUCAGGGAGCUUUCAUGGAGGCUCAUGACUGCCACUAUGGGACGCCGCUUCAUGUAGCCUGUGCAAGGCAACAUUAUGACUGCGCCAAAGUUCUCCUCAAUGCUGGGGCAAAUGUGAAUGCUGCCAAGCUACAUGAGACGGCCCUUCAUCAUGCAGCUAAAACGAAGAACAUUGACAUGAUUGAGCUACUUGUGGAGUUUGGGGGGAAUGUGUACGCCAGAGAUAACCUGAACAAAAAACCUAUCAACUACACCAGUCUUGGAUCUCCUUCUUAUCUCUGCCUUGAGUUUUAUGAGAAUAACCCCCUCAGUCUACAGCAGAUCAGCAGAGUGGCGCUGAGAGGGACUCUCGGCAAAAGAGCAUGUGAAGUUGUUUCCAAGCUGGGUUUGCCCAAUCGCAUUAUAAGUUUUCUCUCUUACAUACCACCUCCAGUAAUUGAAGUUUGAUCAUCUAAGAUGCAGCUCUUGAUGCGCGGUGCCGGAAAGUCACAUGACAGGAUGUUGAAUUUGGCAGAAGUGCAACGCAGAUAAAAUGUCUUAACAAUGCCAGAUUACAAGGGUGCAGAUAUUUCAUAACUUAAAUAAGCAGAGCAUCUCCCAAAGCAAAUUAAAAAUGGUUUGCUGCAUUGAUUUGGACUGUUAGGGAACAGAACGACUGCCUUAACAUGUGUUAACAAGCUGUUGUGACUAACCUGUUGGCCCACAAAUA